GCUGGCGAUUUCCCGCAUCUUUUGGUUUAUGGACCAAGUGGCGCUGGUAAAAUGACCCGUAUUUACUGUGUUCUUCGAGAGCUUUACGGAAACGGAGUGGAGAAGCUGCGCUUGGAUACACGAAUUUUUGAAGUACCGUCUGGGAGGAAAUUAGAAAUCCAGACAUUCAGCAGCAACUAUCAUAUACAACUUAGCCCUGGUAUAAUUCUACUAGUUUUUUCACCAAUUUCAGUUGUUGUUUUAAUGGAAGCAGAUCAGUUGACGCGUGAUGCGCAGAAUGCACUGCGUCGCACCAUGGAAAAAUAUGCACAAACAUGCCGGCUUAUUUUAUGCUGCGAAUCGAUCAGUAAAAUAAUCGAUCCGUUGCGAAGUCGAUGCAUGGCCGUGAGAGUUGCCGCACCUUCAGACAAUGAUGUCGCAAAAGCUAUCGAAGAGGUUUGCCGGCAAGAAAACGUCACUGUUCCGGAGCAUGUCGUUCAAGCUGUUGUACAAAAAGCAAACGGCAACAUGCGGCGAGCGAUACUUGCAAUUGAAGCUGCCAAAGUACAGCACUAUCCAUUCAAAGAGAACCAAGAAAUUCCGGUCCCAGAAUGGGAAAUUUAUUUACGUGAAACGGCAAAAAUGAUGGUUCAGCAGCAAAACCCUGAACAUCUGAUCAAAAUACGCAGCAGAUUUUAUGAAUGUAUCGGGCACUGUAUACCACCAUCUAUCAUAUUUGUGAAAUUGCUGCAAGAGCUGUUGAACUACUGUGAUGACUCGAUCAAAGCCGAAGUGAUUGCUGCGGCCGCUGAUUUUGAGCAUCGACUUACUCGCGGUAGCCGAGCAAUCUUCCAUCUGGAAGCAUUUGCGGCUUCAUUUAUGGAAAUUUAUCAUCGCCAUCAGAACGAGAAUGCUAUGGAGCAUUAG
Molecule: messenger RNA, 906 nt
Organism: Gongylonema pulchrum
Lineage: Eukaryota; Metazoa; Nematoda; Chromadorea; Rhabditida; Gongylonematidae
Source: the annotation of a GenBank genome assembly